GAUAAGUAAAAAUGAUAAACAUGCCCACCACCUUUGCUUAUACCUCAAAGCACCCAACUACAACACUUAAUUGUCACCACCACAUGAAAAAAAACUAAUCAAAUUUCCCAUUUUGCCACUAUAUAUUAUUAAUAAUAAUAAUAAUAAAGGCUAUUUAUGCUUCUCAAACAAGUAUGAUAAAAAUUCAACUAUAUGGUUGGCCUCACAUCCUAACUGAAAUUUAAUCAUACUCUUCUUUACAUACACUACUUAUUCUUACUUAUAAGCUGAGUUUGAAUCAACAUAGCAAAUAAUUCCAAUUGCAGCAUUUGAAAAUGGAAGUUACUUCCUCUUCUAGAAUACUAAUUGGUCUCUCAUUAGACCUAAAUGAUAGCAAGGAGCUUCUAUCAUGGGCAAUAAGAGUUCUAGCUAAUCCAAAUGAUACUAUUGUUGCAGUGCAUGUUCUUGUUGGUGAGAAUAUGAAGAAACAUGUGUCAGUGAGAAGAAGACAAUCACAACUUAGGCAAGCAAAAGCAUAUGUUAUAUCUGUGCUUGGAGAAUUUGCACAGACUUGUUGGUCUAAACAGGUGAAUUUGGAGGCAAAAGUGGCACUUAAUUCCACAGUAGGUGGUGGUUUAGUGGAGGAAGCCAAGUCAAUUUCUGCUGAUUUUCUUCUCCUCCGGGGAUCAAGAAACAAAACAAAUAAAAUUGGGACCUCUAAAGGAAUUACCAAGUAUUGCUUUGAGCAUAUAGAUGAAGGUUGUACAAUGAUCUCAGUUGGUAGAUACACAAAGUCAGAACAGAAUUACAUCAAUUCAAAUUCCACACAUUUUCAAGAAAUGACUGCACAACACAGUUCACCAAGAACAGUACUGCUAGAUGGACUAGAGGGACAAUCCAACAACAGCACAGAAGAUGACACAUUUAGCACUAGAGCAUCAAGCAUGACAUAUACACCUUCUUCUGAUCCCAAGAUUAAAAGAAAAUCAAAGUUAAGAAAAUCACAAUUCUCAUUCAGGUUCAUAAUAUCAUUCCUUGGUUCACCAUUCAGAAUAAAAAGCUUUAACAUGUCCAAAAUUGAAAAACAUCAACCCUUGUUGAAGUGCUUCAGCUAUGAAAACAUAUCAAAUGCUACUGAUGACUUUCACCAAGAUAAUUUGGUUGGAAGAGGAGGGUACUCAGAAGUAUACAAAGGCGUUCUUUGUGAUGGAGAAACCAUUGCUGUGAAGAGAUUAGCCAAAGACAACAAUGAUCCAAACAAGGAAAAAGAGUUCCUUAUGGAGUUAGGUGUUAUUGGACAUGUCUGUCAUGCUAAUACUGCAACUUUGUUGGGCUAUUGCAUUGAAAAUGGGCUUUAUCUGAUUUUCAAUUACUCUCAAAAUGGAAACUUGUCAACUGCAUUGCAUGGUUAUGGUAAAGCAGAAAACUCACUUGACUGGCCAAUAAGAUACAAAAUAGCUAUUGGAGUUGCAAGGGGUCUUCAUUAUCUUCAUACAUGUUGUAAACAUCGAAUAAUUCAUCGCGACAUUAAAGCCUCCAAUGUUCUUCUUGGUCCUGAUUAUGAACCACAGAUAACUGAUUUUGGACUUGCAAAGUGGCUUCCUAACAAGUGGACUCAUCAUGCUGUAAUCCCAGUGGAGGGAACAUUUGGAUAUCUAGCACCAGAAGUCUUUAUGCAUGGUAUUGUGGAUGAGAAAACUGAUAUUUAUGCAUUUGGUGUUCUUCUUCUCGAGAUUGUAACCGGACGCAAACCUGUUGAUUCAUCAAAGCAAAAUAUUCUCCUAUGGGCAAAGCCUCUGAUGGAAUCAGGGAAUAUUGGUGAACUGGCUGAUCCAAGAAUGGAAGGUAGAUAUGAUGCAGAGCAACUGUAUAGGGUAAUCCUAACUGCUUCAUACUGUGUCAGACAAACUGCCAUUUGGCGUCCUACAAUGACCGAGGUGUUAGAGUUGCUAACUAGUGGCCAAGACUACGAAAUUGGAAAGAGUUGGAGAAUACCAAAGUUCACUUCUGAUGAAUUGGAUGAUUACUCUAUGAUUUUUGGAUAUGAUGUCCCCUCAGACAUAUCGCUAGAGGAUUAUUUGUGAGGAUGAGUUUUAGGUUAGUUUCAAAGUUUGUUUGUCAUGCUUCAAUAUUUGAAGUUUGUGAUUGGAGUGUGUAGUAGUGAAGUUGUAGAUUAAAAGUUAUAGAAAAUUGACGUUUUUUUGUCCGUA
This is a messenger RNA of Trifolium pratense (red clover), 2189 nucleotides long. Its product is annotated as probable receptor-like serine/threonine-protein kinase At5g57670. Gene Ontology annotation, molecular function: protein kinase activity; ATP binding. The transcript has 10 exons. The coding region runs from base 315 to 2063 and encodes 582 amino acids. Gene Ontology annotation, biological process: protein phosphorylation. The record is from RefSeq and is a predicted model, not a curated record. Lineage: Eukaryota; Viridiplantae; Streptophyta; Magnoliopsida; Fabales; Fabaceae.